CGCGCGCACUUCUCAUUCAUGGGAGCUCGUACUGUUGGGACUUCAUGCUGAGUUUUGUCUUAAUGCAUGUAAAUGGUUAAUGUUUUAGAUCUGAUCUGAUCAUCUGAAUCGUCCACCAUUCGUUUAAAACAUUACAAGGAAGACAUGGAAGUUUGCAAAGGACGUUUGCUGGGCAUCUCGGUGGCUGUCGCUCAUGGAUUUUUUUCGGGAUCGCUCAAUAUUUUGUUAAAAUUCCUCAUCACGACCUAUAGCUUCACAUAUCUCACUUUAAUUCAGUGCAUGACCAGUAGCACUGCGGCGCUCACAUUAGAGGUGUUGAGGAGACUAGGCAAAAUAGACAUUCCACCUUUCAGCUUUCAGUUAGUGAAAGUUUUCGCGAGUGUCUGCAUUUUGGCCACUUUGCAGUCCACGUUAACCCUCUGGUCUCUGAAAGGACUGAGUUUGCCCAUGUAUGUUGUGUUCAAGCGAUGCUUGCCCUUGGUGACGCUAGGAAUUGGAGUGUGUGUUCUGAAGAAUGUGAUCCCAUCACCUGGGGUUAUAUUAGCAGUUCUCAUCACCACUGGAGGAGCUGUGUUGGCUGGUGCUGGGGAUCUCGCAGGUGACCCUUUUGGCUACGUGACUGGUGUUUUAGCUGUGAUUGUCCACGCCUCCUACCUGGUGCUCAUCCAGAAAGCAAGUGCAGACAGCGAUUAUGGCCCACUCACAGCCCAGUAUACCAUUGCCGUAGUGGCCUCUCCUGUUCUAUUCAUCUGUUCCAUUGUUAGCAUGGAUGCCAUAGACAUGUGGACCUAUGAAGGUUGGAAGAACCCUUUUAUCACAGGUAUCUUCUGUGCUUGCAUCCUCAUCGGCUGUGCAAUGAACUUUACCACACUGCAUUGCACCUAUAUCAACUCUGCUGUGACCACCAGCUUUGUAGGUGUGGUAAAGAGUAUAGCCACUAUCACGGUGGGCAUGCUGGCCUUUAAUGAUGUCACACCAACCAAUCUGUUUGUAGCAGGCGUCGUGGUUAACACCGUCGGGUCCAUCACGUACUGUGUGGUGAAAUACCAUGAAACUCAAAAGAAGGUGACCUACCAAGAUAUGGACGAGGCCACCAAGGAUGAAGUAUUUCCAGGAGAUCCUUAUGUAGAACCAGACAAGCCUGAUGGAGAUACGGAAACUCUUCCGAACAAUCCUGACAGUAUUCUGAAUGGCAGCCUGAGUGCAUCAGUUGAUGGCGAUGACCAGGGUCCCAUUCGUGAGAAUAAAGUUGCAGAAUCCAUACAACUAGAAAGACCAGCGGUCCAAUCAGAUGGGGAGUCUGCGAGACAAUCUAUAAGCGACAGUUAUGUAGGGGUCUGGAGAUCCAUUCGCACCUUGAAGUUACUUAAGAAAGACACUUUACUUGACAAUAUGGAGGUUCAAAGUCCUUGA
Messenger RNA from Xyrauchen texanus (razorback sucker), 1413 nucleotides. RefSeq names its product solute carrier family 35 member D3-like. Gene Ontology annotation, molecular function: antiporter activity. NCBI's taxonomy places the organism in Eukaryota, Metazoa, Chordata, Actinopteri, Cypriniformes, Catostomidae. The transcript has 2 exons. The record is from RefSeq and is a predicted model, not a curated record. Bases 145 to 1413 code for a protein of 422 amino acids. Gene Ontology annotation, cellular component: Golgi apparatus.